AAUGGUUUUGGCUCCGUUUUUCGAGAAAGCUCCAUCGCUUAUCAUUGCUCCAGACGGAUCAGUUCUGUUCGAAUGCAUCUGUAAUGCGAAUCCACAACCAACAGUUAAAUGGUUUUUGAAAGACAAAGAGCUGACUGGUGAUCGUUACGUGUCAAAGAUCAAGAAGAUGGUUGGCAAGUUCACAGUUACACUGCAUAUCAAGAACCCUACCCAAGAGGACCAAGGAGUUUACAAAGUGACUGCUACAAACACCCAUGGCUCACACUCCGUUGAGCAGCAGUACAUCUACAAAUGCACUGGAAAAGAGGUUUUCAAGACUCUUGACUAAAUUCUGCUAGAUUUCUUUAAUAUUUCUUCCAAUAAACUUUUCCGUC
Molecule: messenger RNA, 374 nt
Organism: Caenorhabditis elegans
Lineage: Eukaryota; Metazoa; Nematoda; Chromadorea; Rhabditida; Rhabditidae
Gene: oig-2
Product: Ig-like domain-containing protein
Exons: 3
Coding region: 2-328 (108 amino acids)
Source: RefSeq, marked reviewed